Scleropages formosus (Asian bonytongue) is the source of this 2862-nucleotide messenger RNA. It is a transcript of the gene safb, whose product is annotated as scaffold attachment factor B. Gene Ontology annotation, cellular component: nucleus. Gene Ontology annotation, biological process: regulation of mRNA processing; regulation of transcription by RNA polymerase II. The record is from RefSeq and is a predicted model, not a curated record. The transcript is spliced from 21 exons. NCBI's taxonomy places the organism in Eukaryota, Metazoa, Chordata, Actinopteri, Osteoglossiformes, Osteoglossidae. Bases 85 to 2694 code for a protein of 869 amino acids. Gene Ontology annotation, molecular function: RNA binding; sequence-specific DNA binding.
CCGCCAUUUUGUCCCGGUCUUUUUUUUCCUCUUACGAAACAGCAAAUUUACGGGCGAUAAACUAACAUUUAUCUGACCGUAAGCAUGACUGAGAGCUCGUCUGCAUCGGAUACGAUUUCAAUGGAAAUUCCAGAGGGAGCAGGAGUUCGUAAACUCUCCGAACUAAGAGUUAUUGACCUGAAAGCCGAAUUGAAACGGCGAAACCUCGACGCGAGCGGUAAUAAGAGUAUGCUGUCGGAGAGGCUGAAAAAGGCAAUUGAAGAAGAAGGUGGAAAUCCUGAUGAAGUAGUAGUUUUUCUGGAUACAGCCCCUAAGAAGACACCAAAGCGCACUGCUAAAGGUAAAAGACAGGAGAACGAUGGCUCUGAAGACUGCACUAUUGAAGAGGAUUCUGGAGAUGGACAGGAGGACCCUGAGUUGAACCUGGAUAGUCUUAAUGAGAUGGACAUCAUGGACAUGAGUGUGCUGGAUGAAGCAGAGAUUGACAAUGGGAUUCCAGCAGACUGUGAGGAGUAUGAUGCAGAUGAUAUCCUGGACUCACUGUCUAAUGAAGGCAACACUGAGGCAUCACAAGAGGAGGAGCCCACUAAUGAUAAUACAGAAGAUUCUGGCUCUCCUGACCCAUUGUCUGGAGUCAAGCUCGAGGAGAUUAUGGACACUGAAGGUGUUGACCUUGACGCUCAAGAUGAUGAUUUAAAGUGCCCAUCUAAUGAGGAGCUGGAGCAGGAGUGUGAAGACCUAAAAGAUGAAAGAGAAAAUGAGAAAAUAGCCGGGUCUUGUAAAUCUGAGCCGCUUAAAGAAGAACGCCUGGAACAGCCAUCUGAAGAAGAUCCAACUGCCGUCGAGGGUUCUCUAAACAUGCCGGAGGAAGACCGUGUGUCCGUCGCUGCUAAAGCUGAUGAUGCCCUCAAUUUGGAGAGUGAAGCGUCGACUAGCGAACUGGAAAAGAGCGAAUUGAAUGAAAGCAAUGAAAAAUCAAAAGACCAGGGCAAGCAAGAGGCCCAGGAGGACGUUAUGGACUCGGACAAUGCGUGCACUCAGGCUGCUAGUUUAAAUGAGCAGGGUUCGAAUGAAAGCAAAUGCGCUGUUGAAUCAGAAAUCAAGUCAAAACCAGAGAAUGAGGAAGAUGGAAAGAAGACAGAAGAGGGUGCUGGGGAAUCAACGGCAGCGAAAGAGUCCCCUUCUGUUGAGGGUGAUGAUCAGAAAAAGAGCACGGAUGAGGAAAAAGGUAAUAAGCCUGAAUCAAAAGAUGAAAAAGCUCCAGCAAGUACUACUGCAGCCAAUAGUGGAAGGAAUUUAUGGGUUAGUGGAUUGUCCUCAACCACCAGAGCGACUGAUCUGAAGAACUUGUUCAGCAAAUACGGAAAGGUUGUGGGAGCCAAAGUCGUGACAAAUGCUAAGAGUCCAGGAGCACGUUGCUAUGGAUUUGUCACCAUGUGCUCUACUGAGGAAGCCACCAAGUGUAUUAGUCACCUACAUAGGACGGAGCUGCAUGGGCGAAUGAUUUCAGUGGAGAGGGUUAAAAAUGAACCUGCUGGAAAGAAGCCUCCUGAGAAAAGUGAAGCCAAAAAGUCUGCCAAUGACAGGCGCCACUCUUCAGAAUCCAAGUCAGAAAAGUCUGAUGCCAACAAGGAUGAAAAGUCAGAAGCUGCAGAAGCAGCAAAGGAUGGCAAAGCGCGUGGGGCAGAAAGGACAGUAGUCAUGGAUAAAUCCAAGGGAGAACCUGUCAUCAGUGUCAAGACAAAAAGCAAAGAGCGAAGCACAAAGAGCCGAGACCGUAAAUCUCCCAGCAAGGAGAAGAAAGACAUCCUUUCCUUUGACCAGAUAAAGGAGCAACGAGAACGAGAGCGCCAGAGGCAGAGGGAGCGUGAGAUCCGAGAAGUGGAACGACGAAGGCACUCUGGUGAACGGGAUCGAGACCGGGACAGCCGUGCUGAGCGAGAGCGGAUCCGCCUGUUCCGAGAGAGGGAGGAGCGUGAGCGCCUGAUGCGUAAGCGCAACUGGCUGGAGGUUGAAAAACAGCGUUUGGAUGCAGACCGAAUGGAGCGGGAGUUCCUCGAGCGGGAGCGCAUGCGUGUAGAAUAUGAGCGCCGCCGUGAGCAGGAGCGCAUCCACCGAGAACGUGAGGAGUUGCGCCGGCAGCAGGAACAGCUACGCUUUGAGCAGGACCGUCGACCCCUCAAGAGGCCCUAUGACAUGGACAGCAGGAAGGAUGACUGGCAUGACAAGCGGUUUGCGAUGGAUGAGCGCUAUGGACGAUCAGAUUUUGGACGACCGGACCGCUACCAGGACUUUGACCACAGAGACCGUGGCCGUUAUCAUGACGAUAUCCUCAUGGACAGGAGGGAUGCAUCACGAGGAAUGAUGGGAGAUCGAGAUGGCCAGCACUUUGACCGCAGUGACAGGCAUGGCAGGGAUUCUCGAGACACGUGGGGCGGAUAUGACAAGCGGGGCCUUCACCCAAGAGAUGGCCGUGACUGGGACUCGGGGAGAAAAAUGGACGGGGACAGACCUUGGCAAAGUGGUGAUCGAGGAAUGCCUGGACAGGGCCACAUGGGGAGGGGAGGAAUGCCAAGUCGUCGUGGCUACAUGCAAGGUGGAGCCUCACAGGGCCUGUCUGGGGCCUUGAACCGACAGAACCAGAUGAUGCAAGGCAGCGGGAUGCAGGGUGGGGCCUUUGGUCGCCGUUACUAAUUUUUUUCAAACAUUUUGUGUCCUACUUUAAAUUUUAGUGUUUCUUUUGGCUGCGUAAAUAUUGCUUCUGAAGCUUCAUGAGUUUUUUUUUAAAAAAAUACUUUGGUACACUUUCACUGUAGUACAGCCAAUGUAUCAAGUUGUUUAAUUUUUAAAUGAUUUUUUUCC